AUGGAAUCUUGCCACAAUGAUGAUGAAGAUCUGUAUCGUGCUUCUUCUCUUGGUUGCCUCAGGCAACGCUCAGUCUACAACUACAGCUGCUCCAACAACUACAGCUGCCCCAACAACUACAGCUGCUCCAACAACAACUACAGCUGCCCCAACAACUACAGCUGCCCCAACAACAACCACUUCUGCCCCAACCACUGCUGCCCCAACAACCACAGCUGCUCCAACAACUACAGCUGCCCCAACAACUACAGCUGCUCCAACAACAACCACAGCUGCCCCAACAACAACUACAGCUGCCCCAACAACCACAGCUGCUCCAACAACCACUGCUGCCAUGACUACAGCUGCCCCAACAACUACAGCUGCCCCAACAACUACAGCUGCCCCAACAACGACAGCUGCUCCAACAACCACUGCUGCCCCAACAACAACCACAGCUGCCCCAACUACAGCUGCCGCAACAACUACAGCUGCUCCAACAACCACUGCUGCUCCAACAACCACUGCUGCUCCAACAACUACAGCUGCUCCAACAACAACCAGUGCUGCCCCAACAACUACAGCUGCCCCAACAACCACAGCUGCUCCAACAACCACUGCUGCUCCAACAUCCACUGCUGCUCCAACAACAACCAGUGCUGCUCCAACAACCACUGCUGCCGCAACAACCACAGCUGCUCCAACAACAACCAGUGCUGCCCCAACAACGACAGCUGCCCCAACAACCACAGCUGCCCCAACAACUACAGCUACCCCAACAACAACCACUGCUGCCCCAACAACAACCACUGCUGCCCCAACUACAGCUGCCCCAACAACUACAGCUGCCCCAGCAACAACUACAGCUGCCCCAGCAACAACUACAGCUGCCCCAACAACCACUGUUGCCCCAACAACAACCACUGCUCCAACAACUACAUCUGCCCCAACAACCACAGCUUCUCCAACAACCACAGCUGCCCCAACAACCACUGCUGCCCCAACAACGACAGCUGCUCCAACAACCACUGCUGCCCUAACAACCACAGCUGCCCCAACAACUACAGCUGCCCCAACAACUACAGCUGCCCCAACAACCACAGCUGCUCCAACAACAACCAGUGCUGCCCCAACAACUACAGCUGCCCCAACAACCACAGCUGCUCCAACAACUACAGCUGCCCCAGCAACAACUACAGCUGCCCCAACAACCACUGUUGCCCCAACAACUACAGCUGCCCCAACAACGACAGCUGCCCUAACAACCACUGCUGCCCCAACAACUACAGCUGCUUCAACAACAACCACUGCUGCCCCAACAACCACAGCUGCCCCAACAACCACAGCUGCCCCAACAACUACAGCUGCCCCAACAACCACUCCUGCCCCAACAACCACAGCUGCCCCAACAUCCUCAGCUGCCCCAACAACAACCACUGCUGCACCAACAACUACAGCUGCUCCAACAACUACAGCUGCACCAACAACGACAGCUGCCCCAACAACCACUGCUGCCCCAACAACGACAGCUGCCCCAAUAAUGGAGUCAACCACAACUACAGCUGCCCCAACAACGACAACCACAGCUGCCCCUACUACAACUACUGCGCCAACCACAACUGCACCUACUACACCUACAGCUGCUCCAACGACAACCACAGCUGCCCCAACGACUACCAUAGCUGCACCAACCACAACCACAGCUGCACCAACCACAACUGCGCCAAUGACAACCACAGCUGCUCCAUCCACAACCACAGCUGCCCCAACCACAGCUACCCCAACUAG
This is a messenger RNA of Lates calcarifer (barramundi perch), 1767 nucleotides long. Its product is annotated as prestalk protein-like. Bases 1 to 1767 code for a protein of 588 amino acids. The transcript has 4 exons. The record is from RefSeq and is a predicted model, not a curated record. Lineage: Eukaryota; Metazoa; Chordata; Actinopteri; Centropomidae.